AUGGAGGUGAAUCCUAUCGAUGCCGAAUUGGAAAUUGCAAUAGCUAGGACAGCAAAGAAAACCAGCUCGUAUCUCAAAGCAGUAGCCAAGUAUGCUAUAGAAAACGAUUUGCCGUUGUGCCUGAGUUCUGCUUGGAGCAGUAAAGCAAAAGGCUUGAUUAGUAAUUCCACAGCCGAACUUCGCAGCGAUGUUGCAAGCUGUGCCGUAUGUGGACUUGACCUGCGCAAUAAACGCUGUUUCGAUGUAAAAAUUAAUGCUAGCAAUGAAGUGAGACACAUUCAAGGUGUCUGCUGCGGUUGUCGGCAAGUUUAUGAAUGUGGAGUUGAACAGCUUCCUUCAUGUUCGAAUGCAUCUCAGGAUUCAGAAAGCACAACUGAUCUUUCAAGCGUUGAAACAACAUUUGAUGAAAAUAGCAUAUGUGCUGCAUCGACACCUUUCAAACGACCCAAAGCUCCUUUGUUAAUUUCUCCGAAAGUUACCAGCUCGCAAGAUAAAGGAAAACGAAAUCGAAAGCGCAGGGGAUCCGCUUUAGAACGAUUGUUGAAAGAAGAUGACUCUGAGAUGGAUAGGUCUUUGAGUGGAUUUUUGAGUAUGGUUGCUAAACAUUGAUCUGUAUGUAAAUGAAUGUUAU
Cylicocyclus nassatus is the source of this 631-nucleotide messenger RNA. Lineage: Eukaryota; Metazoa; Nematoda; Chromadorea; Rhabditida; Strongylidae. The record is from the annotation of a GenBank genome assembly.